UCUACCUUCUUGAAUUAAAGAGUUCCACAUCCGUCAACAAAACCAUGCCUCAUCCAACGGAAAAAGAAGCUGCCAAAGAAGAGCAGCCGGAUGGAUACCACCAGUUUGUCGAGAUUCACGGACCUCAGCUUUUGAAUUCAGGUGUUCCAGAUUUUUACUGGCCGAAAUUAUAUGAAAAGUUGAGCAACGAGACAUUUGAUGCUGGAGAAUAUUUCAAACUUCUGUGUGUGCAAAGUGGGGAUGAAAACAAAUGGAAAGUGGAAACCAUCCAACCUAUAGAGAGCAAGCACCCUAACAGCAUCUUUCUGGUGGACCACGCCUGGACGUACAGAGUAUCAGACUGCCGGCCUCAGCUGGAGCAGAUUCCUGGUCUCUUGGAAAGAAUGGCUGCUUUGAUGGACAUCCAAUCAGAAGAGAGGUCAAAGGAAGAGGUCAUCGAAGACAUCUUACAAAAGAUGUGGAAGUUCAAUCAGACCUACAGGAUCGGCAAUGCUACAUUUGGAUCAGAUGAAUCAAUGCCCAUCUGGUAUAUCAUGGACGAGUUUGGUUCUCGCAUCCAACACUCAGAUUCACCCACGGUGAAAAUGUCCCCAUUUUUCUUUGCCCCUCUUCAGAUUUCCUUUACCUUAAUGUGGCCUCUUCAAGAUUUGGAAGAGAAUGAUGAAAUAACCCGAGAUUUUGUACCAAAUGUGGGAGAUCCUGAAACCAGAAAGGCCAAACUUAUUCCCUGGGUUCCUGCAGAUAUGACAGAUGUCGACUACUUUCAGAAAGAACCAGACGUCUCUUUCUUUCAGUCAUUUAUAAAAUUAGAGAGUGUCCCUGACCCAGACCACAAGUUCAGAGGUCUCCCCAAGGACAGGAACCCCAGGGUGUACCUGAAGUACAUGAGCUUCCACCAGUACCUCACCGACAAAAGAUUUGAUUUGGUGGAAACCAUGGAAGAGGCUGAUAUCAUAUUCAUCCAGAGACACUUCAAAGACUUUGACAAGUACCCAGACACGUGCGUGAACCAGUUUCCGUUUGAGCGCGUCAUCACGGUAAAGGAUCUGCUUGCUGUGGUGUGUCGUCGCGCUGGCGACGGGAAGGAGGAUCCGGACACGCUCGAGAGGAAUCCAAAAUGGCUGCCAGUAACCUAUAAUCUGGAGACGGAGAUUUCAAAAUUCGUCUCUUAUUUUCAGCAACGAGAGAACAAAGCACUUGACAACCACUGGAUAUGCAAGCCAUGGAAUCUAGCUCGCGGCUUAGACAUGCAUGUUACAAACAACCUCGACUACAUUCUCCGGUUACCUGAGAGCGGACCAAAGGUCGCCUGUAAAUACGUACACGACCCAGUUCUGUUUACGAGAGAGGACAUCGGCAAUGUCAAGUUUGAUAUCCGCUACAUCGUCAUGUUGUCUAGCGUCUCACCACUCAAGCUCUAUGUGUACAGGGUCUUCUGGCUGAGGUUCUCCAACAGACCUUUCUCAUUGGACCACUUUGAUGACUAUGAGAAACAUUUUACUGUGAUGAACUAUGUAGAAGAGGGGCAAAAACUAAAGCAGGUGAACUAUGAUGACUAUAUCCCUAUGUUUGAGUCGCAGUAUCCUGCUUACAAAUGGGCUGAAGUGGAGGAGGACAUUUUCCAGAUGUUUCGAGAAAUGUUCCAGGCAGCUACUGCCCUGCCCAGCCCCCAGGGCAUCUCCAACUGCCCCCAGGCUCGGGCUAUGUAUGCCAUUGACCUACUUCUAGAGUGGAGGAAGAAUUCUAAAGGGGAGAGAACCAUUCAGCCAGUGAUCUGUGAGGUGAACUUUUGUCCGGACUGUGAUAGGGCCUGUAAAUACCACCCUAACUUUGUGAACGACGUCUUUAGCACCCUAUUCAUGGACGACAUCGAAGGCAGACCAGUGACACAGCUGCUGUAACAACUCACAAAGCAUUGCCAAGUUUUAUAUAAUAAUCCCAAAUGAUACUGUGGGAUCAUAAAAUUUUGUGGGGGAUAAUUCCUGUGCAUUUUACAGGUUCAUGGUAUUAAGGGGGGGGGGGGGGGUUAGGAUGGGACAUUUUUAGCUCACCUGAGCUGAAAGCUCAAGUGAGCUAUUCUGAUCACAUUUUGUCUGUCGUCCGUCUGUCCGUAAACUUUUCACAUUUUCAACAUCUUCUCAAGUACUACUUGGCCAAUUUCAACCAAACUUGGCACAAAUCAUCCUUAGGCAAAGGGGAUUCAAAGUUGUGAAAAUUAAGGGCCACACCCGUUUUGAAGGGGAGAUAAUUAGAAAUAAAUGAAAAAUUUCGAGAAAUUUUCAAAAAUCUUCUUCUCAAGAACCAGAAAGCCAGGAAAGCUGAAACUUGUGUGGAAGCAUCCUCAGGUAGUGUAGAUUCAAAGUUGUGAAAUUCAUGACCCCCGGGGGUAUGGUUGGGGCCACAAUAGGGGGUCGAAGUUUUACAUAGGAAUAUAUAGAGUAAAUCUUUAAAAAUCAUCUUCUUAGAAACUAAACAGCCAGGAAAGCUGAAACUUGUGUGGAAGCAUCCUCAGGUAGUGUAGAUUCAAAGUUGUGAAAAUCAUGAUCCCUGGGGUUAGGGUGAGGCCACAUUGGGGGGGGGUGUUAAAAUUUUACAUAGGAAUAUAUAGAGUAAAUCUUUAAAAAUCUUCUUCUCAGAAACUAAAAAGCCAGGAAAGCUGAAACUUGUGUGGAAGCAUCCUCAGGUAGUGUAGAUUCAAAGUUGUGAAAAUCAUGAUCCCCGGGGUAGGGUGAGGCCACAAUGGGGGGUCGAAGUUUUACAUAGGAAUAUAUAGAGUAAAUCUUUAAAAAUCUUCUGCUCAGAAACUAAACAGCCAGGAAAGCUGAAACUUGUGUGGAAGCAUUCUCAGGUAGUGUAGAUUCAAAGUUGUGAAAAUCAUGAUCCCUGGGGGUAGGGUGGGGCACAAUGGAGGGUCGAAGUUUAACAUAGGAAUAUAUAGAGUAAAUCUUUAAAAAUCUUCUUCUCAGAAACUAAAAAGCCAGGAAGGCUGAAACUUGUGUGGAAGUAUCCUCAGGUAGUGUACUGAGGUUUCAUCAAUAUUCGCUGAAUACCAAUUUUCGUGGAUUUCAUUGUUAAGUUGAUCCACGAAAUUAAAUGUUCAUUGAAGUUCAAUUUCAACUAACAUUUUGUAUAGAUAGGAUCAUUGGCCAUGAAAUUAUGUAUCCUUGAAACUGUGGUUUUCAGAAAAUCCACGAAAAUUGAUACCCACGAAAAUUAAUGAAACCACAGUAGAUUCAAAAUUGUGAAAAUCAUGAUCCCUGGGGGUAGGGUGAGGCCACAUGGGGGGGGGGGGUGUUAAAAUUUUACAUAGGAAUAUAUAGAGUAAAUCUUUAAAAAUCUUCUUCUCAGAAACUAAAAAGCCAGGAAAGCUGAAACUUGUGUGGAAGCAUCCUCAGGUAGUGUAGAUUCAAAGUUGUGAAAAUCAUGAUCCCCGGGGUAGGGUGAGGCCACAAUGGGGGGUCGAAGUUUUACAUAGGAAUAUAUAGAGUAAAUCUUUAAAAAUCUUCUGCUCAGAAACUAAUCAGCAAGAUGAUUCUUUAUAAUUGUUAAAACUUUGGCUCCAGGACAAUUCUUCGGCCUCACAAGAAGGUUCAGAGUUUGAUGUAGCUAAAUAUCCCAUAUAUAAACAAUUGUAAAGGAUCUUUUUGAGAACUGCAAUACUCAACAUGUGAUAUGACUAUAAAAUUGAAGCAGGCAGCUAUUUUUUCAUUAGAAUCUUUUUGUAUUACUGUAUUGAGUUAUUGCCCUUGAUUUAUUGAUUCUUGAUUAUUUUAAUUAAUGCAUCCACCGUUAACCAAUUAUUGUGAUGAUUAUUUUUAUACAAUAAUAAAUAUUCAAUGUAUAUAAGUUGUUCUGCAUAAGAAGUUUUGGGUUAGGCCGGAUUAGUUUGUUUAUUUUUGAUUUCCAAUUUUUAGAUACUAUGAAUUACUUUAGGCCGGCCCAUAUAUAGUGACAGUGUCUAUUGCAUUAUGAUGAGUGACUGUUUGGGGUAUAACUUGAACAGGUAUGGACAGACUGAGUGUGUGAACAUCCCUGCUCUAUCAAAUCUAUGUGUUUUCUAACCUUCGAUACAAAGUGUGCGGUCGGAAUGGCAGGAAUUGCCCUGUAUUGCAUUAAUACAAGUGUGCAGUCAUACCUGAUUGUAUUGGUGGUGGUUGAGUUGGAGCACUAAUGUAUGGUCAUCCCUGCUGGUGUUCAGGCCUUUCUAGCGCAAGUGUGCGGCACUCACUGCUUGCGUUAGGUUUAGCUGUUGGCGCUAGUGUGCGGUCAUCCCUGCUUGCGUAAACGUUGGUACCUGUUGAGUUGCGUAGGUGUGCGGUCAUCCUUGCCUGCGUAACGUUGAGUCCCUAUAUAUGUGCAGGAGCGGUGAUUAAAGUCUGCUCUUGUAAAUAUUGGCAGCAAUCAGGGCUAUCUGAGUUCCAAGGGGGAAAAAUGGAUUUUAUUUAUACAGGAUCUACAUGUAUUAUUGUACAUUGUCCAGAUUGUUUGUAUUAUGACUCCAUUAAGCUGACUUUAUGAUACCUAUUGUUCCUCAGGUGAGCGAUGUGGCCCAUGGGCCUCUUGUUUUAUUAGUACUGUGUUGUGUAAUUCGUCAAAGAUUUUAAUUACUGGGUGAGGUGGAUCCAGGAAAUCUAAAAAAAUUUGAGCCACCAGGAAUUCUAAUGAUUCCACAGUAUAAAAGUCCAAUUGUAAGAGAAAACUACAAAGACUGUUGACCAUGGCUUAAGUUAUCAAAUGUACAAUUGACCAAAAAAUGAUGCAUGGAAAGGUAUAUAUUUUGUAUACUCAUUUGAGAGGUAUGAGUAUGUAGUUUCUAAAAAUAUAUAUUUUUCCCACCAAAUCACUACAAGGAAAUAACCUUUUUAUUUUAUUUGAAAUGAAGGGCAUUCAAAACAUUAUAUUAAUGUUUAUGAAAAAUAAUUUGAAACCAAACAUAUUAAGAUGUAUUUCCUGUAAUGUUUAUCCAUUUAAGGGAAUGUCACUAUGGUGUUAUGACAACACAACAAUGUUUUGUAGUCAAGUUCCCCUCUCUAUUCAAAACUUAAUGUGAUGAAUAUUGAUCUGUGGGGGGUUUUUUGUGUGAAAAAUUUCAUUUUAAAUUUGAAAUUAAAUACUCUAUGCACUUCAGCUUUGUUAUGAAGUUUUGUAUUGUUGACUUGAGACCCAUCUAGUUUUUAAUUUAACUUGCUACUAUGUGUAACAGAAAAUAGACAAUUUGAAAUAUUGUGUUUCAAGAAGAGUUUUAUGUCCAAUUUUACAGAGUUUUGAAUAAGAUCAACAGUAUAAAAUCAAAUGAAAUUUCACAGAAGUUGGAAUUUAGAUCGCAGCAGGGAAUAGACAAUUAAACAUAGUAACAGCU
Messenger RNA from Magallana angulata, 5359 nucleotides. Its product is annotated as tubulin--tyrosine ligase-like protein 12. The record is from RefSeq and is a predicted model, not a curated record. The transcript has 13 exons. Gene Ontology annotation, biological process: protein modification process. The coding region runs from base 45 to 1901 and encodes 618 amino acids. Lineage: Eukaryota; Metazoa; Mollusca; Bivalvia; Ostreida; Ostreidae.